This is a messenger RNA of Stegodyphus dumicola, 3622 nucleotides long. RefSeq names its product annexin-B12-like. Lineage: Eukaryota; Metazoa; Arthropoda; Arachnida; Araneae; Eresidae. The record is from RefSeq and is a predicted model, not a curated record. Gene Ontology annotation, molecular function: phosphatidylserine binding; calcium-dependent phospholipid binding; calcium ion binding. Gene Ontology annotation, cellular component: nucleus; vesicle membrane; plasma membrane.
GUUCUUUCACUAUUGUUGUAGGUAAAAUGCAGUACCCACAUCCACAUAUGCCAGAUAACAAUCCCCCAUCUGGUAUUCCAAGAGGUUAUCCAUAUGGUCCUAAUGCUAAUUUACCUGCUUCAAAUCCAGAAUAUCCACCUAUACUAACUGGAUAUCAACAUAACAUGCCAUCUGCUCCUGCACCAUAUCCAGCAGUCAGUCCAUAUGAUGCAAGAGGUUUUCCAUCUGCUAGUUUGAGUGGGAAUUCUGGUUAUCCUAGUAGUCAGCCUUCCAGUGGCUCAACACCUUAUCCACCCAGUGGCUCUUCAUUUUGUCCUUCAACUGGCUCUUCACCAUAUCCUCCAAUUAGUAGUUCUCCUUAUCCUCUUGGUGGUUCUUCACCUUAUCCUGCUGGUUCAUCAUCAUAUCCUCCUACAAGUUCUUCACCAUAUCCUUCUACUGGUUUUUCACCUUAUCCUUCUGGUGGAAUGUCAGCUUAUCCUUCUAGCAAUUUAUCCACUGCAUCAAAUCCCUCUACUGGAGUUUUGAGUAUGCCUGGUUUAUAUCCAAAACAGAGUACAAAUUAUUCCCAGUACCCUAGUCAUGAGGGUCCAAGAGGAUUUCAGCAAAAUCAUACACAGAAUAUGGCCCAUUAUAUUGCAGGAGAAGGCACUGUAAAACCCUAUCCAAACUUUGAUCCUAAACAGGAUGCUGAGGCUCUUAGAAAAGCUAUGAAGGGAUUUGGAACUGAUGAAAAAGCAAUCAUAAAAGUUUUGGCAAAUCGUUCUAAUUCUCAAAGAGUUUAUAUUAGUGUAGCAUUUAAGCAACUAUAUGGCAAAGAUUUGAUUGCUGAUUUAAAAAGUGAACUAACUGGAAAUUUUGAAGAUGUUAUAGUCAGUUUGAUGACUCCAUUAAAUGAUUAUUUAGCUUCUGAACUUCAUAGAGCCAUGUCUGGAAUAGGUACAGAUGAAGAUGUGCUUAUUGAGAUUUUAUGUACUCGAACAAACCAAGAAAUUUGGGCUGUUAAUGAAGCUUAUAAAAGAUUGUAUGGGAAGUCUGUAGAAAGUGAUAUUAAAAGUGAUACUUCUGGUCACUUCCAGAGACUUCUUGUAUCAGCUUGUACUGGUGCCAGAAGUGAAGCACCUCCUGAUCCAGUAAAAGCAAAACAACAUGCACAGGCUUUAUAUCAAGCAGGUGUUGGGCAAUGGGGUACUGAUGAAUCUGUAUUCAAUUCUAUCCUUGUUGCAGAGAGUUUUCAACAGUUAGCCCAUACUUUUUAUGAAUAUCACCAACUGAGUGGCCAUUCAGUAGCUAAAGCAAUUGAAAAAGAAAUGUCUGGUGAUUUGAAAAAAGGAAUGUUAGCAAUAGUGCAGAGUGUUGAAAAUCGUCCAUUCUAUUUUGCAGAAAAAUUAUAUAAAGCUAUGAAGGUGGGUCUUGGUACAGAUGAUAGAACUCUUAUACGUGUAGUAGUAUCCCGUUGUGAGAUAGACAUGGUUCAGAUCAAAGCAGAGUAUGAACGAAAUUAUGGGAAACCUUUAGCAGAUGCAAUUGCUGAUGAUACAUCUGGUGAUUACCGAAGAGUUUUGGUUGCCCUGGUCAAUGGAAUCUAAGUGUAUUUUUCUUACUUAUACUGCAAAUCCAUGUAAAAGCAUUUAUGUAAACUUAGGUGCAAGUCUAUGUCAUUUUUCGAUAUGCUUUCUGUUUUUUGUAGCCUUUUUUACAGUGAUCUGAGAAGCAGUUGUCAAAAUGUACCAGAAGUUGGAAUUCAACAAAACUUAAGAUUUUAUCUUUGCUAGUUUUAAAGCAACAUUAUAUUAAAAGGUACAAUGAAACCUUGGUUCAUGAAUAUAAUUUAUUCCUAAAGCCCAUUUGGCAUCCAAAAGUUUCAUAAACCAACACUAUUUUUCCAGUAGGAAUUCAUGUAAAAUGGAUUAAUCUGUUCCUCACAUAUGAUUGCUCAUUUAAAAUUUUACAACAGGUCUUUGAAAUUAUUAAAUAUAAGGGAAAAAAGGUAAAUAUAAUCUUAAAUAAUUAAAACUUAAAUUUUUUUUGUACCUGUAUAAAGGAGAGUGGAUAACAUACAUGCUGAGCGAGGAAGAAGAUAUGCUAUUGUUUGAAUGAGGAUGCCCUUCUCAUAAAAAAUCAGAGAAUAGUAAUGUCUUUCUGGAAUAUUUUUUUCUUUUCUUUGCCUCUUAAUACAACCCAGCUUGCAGUCUUACAGAGUUUCUAUUUACCUUAAAAUUUAUCCAAUGUGAAUUAUUGUUUACAUUUUAAAAUGUUUCUUAAGUGAUACAUGAUAUUAUCACUAAAAAUAACUCUGAAGCUUAUUACUGCUUUAACAGGGUGAUAUCGUUAUAUGAAAACUUUGAACGUUACCCCAUAUUGUACAGAAUUUGUGGAUUAAAGAAUUAGCAUCAUCUUAUCAUCCUUCCUCUGAAGACAUUUGCUCCACAAUUGCCUUAUGUUGCUUCUUCUAAAAUUGUUAGUUCUUUCUUGUUGAACUCUUUUUUUUUUUUUUUUUUUUUUUACGAUCCUAUAGUACAAAGUCUUCAUCGUUAACUCCCAAUCCCUUGGUUUUGCCUAAAGACACAAUUUCAUAAAUAAUAAAGAAAUCCUCAAAGUCUUAUCCUGCAGCACAAUUUGGCCAUAAUUUCCUUCAGGCUGAAUUCAUGGUGCUGUCAGUCACUUGCUGCAAGACUUGAGAGCUAAAACUGAAAAGUAUUAGAAUGAUGCUUCCAGAAAUCCUUGAAUGCUAAUUCUGUGUCACAGAUUAUUUCCAAACACCUUUAAAAAUUACUGUUGCUUGCUUCACUAUUCAUAAUUUAAGACACUGUUCAUAACAUGAGACUUUUGUUUAUUUAAUUUGUUCGUGAUCUGAGGUUCCAUUGCAUAUCUUUAUUAAACAUGAAUCAAAGUGCUUAUAGCAGACUCUGUUCUGAACAUAUUUUGUGAAGCACUUUUAGAACUUUACUAUUAUCCUGAUGAAUAUAAAUUGUAUGCAGUAUUUUUUAACCAAAAUAAAUAAAGAGUAUAUUGAUCCCUUUGUUUCAAAAAAGCCAUAAUUUUAUUUUUUGAAUUUUAAUUUUAUGAAAAGAGUUAUUGCCUUAUGUGUUUUUUUUUUAACUUUCAAAUUUUAUUUUUUAUAUAUGAGCUUAUUUGUUAGCCUUAAAUCUUUUAGUGUAUGUAUAUUUUAAUGUUUUCAUGAAGUAUUUCCAGUUUGUUACUAUAUAGAUUUUGUUAUAUAUGCCAUAAGUACUGUAAAUUUUUUUAUAAAUUACUAUUGAUAUGAAGAUUUUUGUUGGCUUUUUCACAAUCUGAAAAGUGAUUUUUCAGAUGUUUUUCUUUCCCUUAAGCAAGAUUUCCAGAAUUGAAUGUAAUAAAAUAAUAUUAAAUGUUUAUUUUAUUGGAGGCAAAUAUCAAUGUUGUUAUUUUUAGAUAUCUGUUGCAAGUUAAAUUAUAAGAAUGCUUGCAUGUUUAUAUCUUUAUAACUUAAAUAACUAGUUUAAAUUUUUUUCUGUACUUAACUUUUUUUUUAACCAGGGAAUUCUGAAUCGUCAAAGAUUAUUUUAGAAAUUUCUUUUUGUUAAAAAUAAUACUAGAAUUCUAAAUUUCUAUUGAGCUUUUUUUUUUUUUUUUUUUUUUU